UCAGCAGUAUUAGCUCAUCUAUAUAGGCCAGCUGUGGGGGCAGCUAUUGGAUUAACAAGUCCUGUUGUAUCUAGAGCUAGUCUGGGGAGGCACACAUCCUGCUGAACAUAGACAUGUAUACUCUCUUCCUAAAAACAAUGAGAAUGAAGUUGCGAACGAAUAAUCAGUACGUGCGCUGCGGGCUGGCCGAAUUGCUGGGGACUCUCAUAUUGAUUCUCUUUGGCUGUGGCGCUGUAGCUCAGAUGGAGUUGAGCGGUCUUGCUAAGGGGCAGUUCCUGAGUGUCAACAUGGCGUUUGGGUUUGCAGUGACUGCUGGGGCCUACAUCUGUGCUGGAGUGUCAGGUGCCCACCUCAACCCAGCCGUGUCUCUAUCCAUGUACCUCCUCCAGAGGAUGACUUGUAGGAUGAUGCUGGUCUACUUCUUGGCCCAGUUCAUUGGAUGUUUCAUUGGGGCUGCUCUGGUCUUUGCUCUUUAUUUUGAUGCUCUUCAUGUGUACAGUGGAGGUAACUGGACGGUGUCAGGAACCCAAGCAACAGCAGGGAUAUUUGCAUCCUACCCAUCGGAACACCUGAGCGUUUUAAAUGGACUUUCAGAUCAGGUGAUUGCCACGGCUGCCUUGAUGGUCUGUAUCCUGGCAGUAGUAGAUGAAGCCAACAAUGCUGCUCCUCGAGGACUCCAGCCUUUUGUGAUUGGCCUUGUGGUUCUUCUGGUUGGUCUAUCAAUGGGCUUCAACUGUGGGUACCCAAUAAAUCCUGCCAGAGACUUGGCACCUCGUAUCUUCACUGCAAUGGCUGGCUGGGGCCUGGAAGUCUUCAGGGCGGGUGGGCACUGGUGGUGGGUGCCAGUGCUGGGACCAAUGCUAGGGGCAGUGUUGGGGACGUUUACUUAUGAACUGUUGGUUGGAAUUCACCACCCUAUGCUUCACGAGAAGGAUGAACCUGAAGAGGAUGCUGGGGAGAACCACACCCCACAAUAUGAAUUGGUUCAGUCUCAUGCUUAACGUGGACAUCCAGUCCAUACUUUGCCCUGGAAGACAUAUAUGACUUUACCCAACAACUAUUAAAGUUUUGUAAGCAUGUUGUCCAGCAACCAGAAUUUUUUCCCUUUGGGCCAACCAGAAAAAAAAAUGGCCUAACAAGCGUGACCAAAAGCAAUGUGCAAGAGGCCCUAAUCCACAGCAGCCAAUCGGAAAGUCUUUAGUCUGACCCCAGGAAGUUGACAUUUGAUUCGCUUGGUCUUGGAAAUCCUUGUUUGUAGAUAUUGCCCCAUGUGCCUUUUUUGACUUUGUUUUUAAAUGCAAUAAGUUUACUAGAAAGGAAUGAUUAUGUCCUAAUGAGAGAUUUUAGUUUUUUAAUGUUUAAGUAUUUGUAAUAUCUGGAUUAAUGUACAGAAUAAAUUGUGUAAUUGUAAUAUCUGGAUUAAUGUACAGAAUAAAUUGUGUAAUUGUAAUAUCUGGAUUAAUGUACAGAAUAAAUUGUGUAAUUGUAAGUCCCAAGGCUGUAACAAGCCUUGCAGUUUUUUAUUUUUUAGCUUUUUGUAUUUAUCAGGUCAAAUAAAGUCAAAAUGACAAUGUGUGCCAAUG
Messenger RNA from Rana temporaria (common frog), 1583 nucleotides. RefSeq names its product aquaporin-3-like. Gene Ontology annotation, molecular function: water channel activity; glycerol channel activity; urea transmembrane transporter activity. Gene Ontology annotation, cellular component: basolateral plasma membrane; plasma membrane. Gene Ontology annotation, biological process: glycerol transmembrane transport; water transport. The transcript has 6 exons. NCBI's taxonomy places the organism in Eukaryota, Metazoa, Chordata, Amphibia, Anura, Ranidae. The record is from RefSeq and is a predicted model, not a curated record. Bases 114 to 1001 code for a protein of 295 amino acids.